Messenger RNA from Galleria mellonella (greater wax moth), 723 nucleotides. It is a transcript of the gene mRpS23, whose product is annotated as probable 28S ribosomal protein S23, mitochondrial. Gene Ontology annotation, cellular component: mitochondrion; ribosome. Gene Ontology annotation, biological process: translation. Lineage: Eukaryota; Metazoa; Arthropoda; Insecta; Lepidoptera; Pyralidae. The record is from RefSeq and is a predicted model, not a curated record. The transcript has 3 exons. Gene Ontology annotation, molecular function: structural constituent of ribosome. Bases 169 to 654 code for a protein of 161 amino acids.
UUCUUUUCUAUUCACCCCGUGAUUCCUAUUGACGUUUACGAUAGUUAUUCUAACCUAAUUUUUUUAAUAUAAAUUAAUAUUAUAUAAAAGUAGUAUUAAUAAGCAAAUUUUAGUCACUAGAUAAUAACUACUUCUAGAAAUUUGUUUAAUCUUGAGAAAAAAGCAGAAAUGGCAAGUAGCAGACUCGAAAGAAUUGGGACAAUAUUUACAAGGGUAGAAGGACUCUUGACACGAGGUGCAAUGAAACCUGACGACAGACCUCUUUGGUUCGAUGUGUAUAAAGCAUUCCCACCUAUAACUGAACCUAAAUUUGCUAAACCUAAACCCGAAAUUAAAUCCAUAAGACCGAUUUUAUACAAGGAAGACAUACUACGAGCAAAAUUUCACUCCAAUGGCCAUGGUUUAGGCGUAGUAAAUAUGUUACAUCCUACCAGUGAAACACAUACGAAAAAGCUUUUACAACAAUAUAAAAAAUUAAAAGCUGAAGGAGUUCCUGAACAUGAGCUUAUCGAAAAAUCUGCAGCAGUUGUAGAGAACGAGAGGACUGUUGAACGACAAGAAGCAUCUAAAGCCAAAAUUACCGGCAGAAAUCAAGAGUCAUCAGCUCAAACUCUUGCAGAAGCAGAUCUAAAAAAUAUUUUCAAGGAAAAUUAGUUUCUGAGCACAGUUUUUAUAGUUAAUUAGAUAGAAUUUAGAAUAAAGUUAUAUUUAUUAACUGUAUAA